This is a messenger RNA of Rhodofomes roseus, 1426 nucleotides long. RefSeq lists its product as uncharacterized. The record is from RefSeq and is a predicted model, not a curated record. The transcript is spliced from 4 exons. The coding region runs from base 102 to 1271 and encodes 389 amino acids. Lineage: Eukaryota; Fungi; Basidiomycota; Agaricomycetes; Polyporales; Fomitopsidaceae.
CGCAUCGCCUUCGUUUGACCUCCUCUGGUGAACCCCCAUCUUCUGCUCCUUGCGCAUACCAAACCUCCAGCCCAAUCACCGCCAACUAGUUCACCGCCACCAUGCCUAUCUUGACUCUACUAUUCAGUGCCUUGAUCUUACUCGCCGCGACCUUCAAUGGCAAGGACACGCUCCUUCACGGGUUUGGCAAGGUCCAGAAUGCCAUGGACGUGGCGUUCCAGUCCUUCUACCUCCCCGUCGGCUCGCUUCGCGACUGGAACUAUCCUCGGACACCGCCUGGGAGGUCGCCCGACGUCUUCGCUAUCUUCGGCGAGGGCGAGUACACUGCUAUCGAAUACCUCGACUGGUACCUCGCCAACGGGACCUCUACCGUCUGGUCUGGCGAUGCGCUCCACAACGUCAGCACCCUAGAGUGGUUCGUCGAGGACGACUACAAGACAUCUGGUCCCACUGGGUCUGCUCUUGGUCUUUCGCUGGACUCUGCUGAUGGCCUUGACGACGCAUCGUACCUGAACCUGACCGACUCUCGUCUGCGCUGCUACAUCGACGUCGAGAACCGCCCUCUCCCUGCGUCUCCCUCGAGCUCUACUGUCGGCGUCGCCUCCUCUACUAGCUCGUCGAAGGAGUCUUCGACCUCGGCCCCUGAGCCGCUGACCACCCAGUCAGCCUCUGCCGGCAGCGAGACCAACAAGACGGCGAGAUGCUUCCACGGAGAAGACUACGUUGCCUCGGCCACCGGCACCUUCGCUCUUCCCACCUCCGUCGUCGACUCGUCCGCCGCGCUCACCGGCAUCGUCUUUGGUCCCUCGCCUGUGCCUACUCCCGCUGGUCCCUCGCCUGUACUGCACUCCACCGUACCCUCCCCCACGGGUCCCGUCGCCUCUGACAACGCCGAGGACAGCAAGCACGAUGACUCCGGCUUCGUCUCUUUCAUCUUCGCAUGCCUGGAGGCUGUCCGUGAGCUCCUCGGUCUGCCGCAGCACAAGUUCUACCCCGUCAUCGUGCUCCCUAUCCCCGUCCUGUUCGGAUGGUGGGCGGAAGGUCGAUUCGAGAAGGACGAUGGACAGAACGAGGAGGACGACCAGGACUGCGAGGAGGCGCCUGAAGAGCAGGAGCAGCACGAGCGUGGGCCUGGAGAGGACAAGCAGUUGAGCUUCGACGCCGUCCUCCCUAGCCUUGCCUUCGAUGCCAGCUUCGACCUUGAGGCUGGCGGCUCACUCGCGGCUGCCGCAUGGGCCGGGGCGGACAUCAGCCCCUCGCCUACUUUCUGAGAUUUUCUCAACUUCCCCAAUCCUUUCAUAUGCAUGGGUCUCGGUUCGGUUUCCUUCUGCAAGCAUACUUCCUCUUGGUUUGGUCAACAAGAAUAUCACUAUUCCCCACCAUUUCCUGCAUCGCCUUGGUUCCAAUCCUAUCUGCAAGCAUCUAC